Molecule: messenger RNA, 1038 nt
Organism: Pseudozyma hubeiensis SY62
Lineage: Eukaryota; Fungi; Basidiomycota; Ustilaginomycetes; Ustilaginales; Ustilaginaceae
Product: protein tag-253
Exons: 1
Coding region: 1-1038 (345 amino acids)
Source: RefSeq, a predicted model, not a curated record
AUGGCUGCGAUUCGCAAAGCUUCUCACGCCGGGAGCUGGUACACCGAUGAUCCGGAGGAGCUCGAUGCGAGUCUCUCCGAAUGGCUCUCCGAUGUCGAAGACUCCACUCUGCCUUCGCCGCUCUCAGUCUGCUCGACAUCCGCCUCCAGCAGCAGCACACCGCUUCCACUUCCCGUCCCUGCAAGUCGAGCCAUCAUCGCACCUCAUGCCGGCUAUUCGUACUCCGGUCCAGCUGCAGCCUACGCCUAUCGAACCAUCGACACCUCUUCCAUUCGCAAUGUAUUCAUCCUUGGCCCUUCUCACCACGUCUACCUCGACGGUUGUGCGGUCUCUGCAUGUUCGGCGUACGAGACACCGUUAGGUAAUUUGCGGAUCAACCGCGAGAUCACGGAAGAACUGAAAGCUACCGGAAAGUUCUCCACAAUGUCGAAGAGCGAAGACGAAGAUGAACAUAGCAUCGAGAUGCACCUCCCCUACAUCUACAAGGUGUUCGAAGGCAAAAACAUCCAGAUUGUGCCGAUUUUGGUCGGUGCCAUCAAUACGAGCAAGGAGAACGAAUUCGGCAAGCUGCUGGCGAAGUACGUGGAGGAUCCCAGCAACUUUUUCGUCGUCUCGAGCGAUUUCUGCCAUUGGGGAUCCAGGUUUCGUUACACGUACUACAAGCCUUCAGGAUCGAGCCUCGCGACGAACCUGACGUCACGAUCUUCGAGGGACAUGUUGGAGUCCAAGCCGAUCCACCAGAGCAUCCGAGAGCUCGACGAAGCAGGCAUUCUCGCCAUCACCCAUCCUUGGUCCCAGGAUGGAGAGAAGACGGCGGAACAGGCGAGGUUGGCGUUUGCAAAGUACCUCAGCGAGACCAAGAACACGGUCUGUGGGAGACAUCCGAUCGGUGUACUGCUGAGCGCGUUGGCAGAGUUGGAGAGGUCAGGGAAGAGGUCAGAGGCCAGGUUCACGAGGUACGAACAGAGUAGCAAGUGCAUGACCGCGCACGACUCGUCGGUCAGCUAUGCGUCGGCGUUUGUUCGCUUCCGCGAGUGA